AACAACAACAACAACAACAAAGUGACGCUCCGAGAACCCUUUUGGACGGAGCAAAACACUCCACAAUGCUACAAAGUCACGCUCCGGCGAUCCACCCAUCCCCGGCGAGGCUCGGCCUCUCUAACUCCCCCUCCACCGUUACCUCCGCCGCGAACACCGCCACCACCGCCACCGCCACCACAACCACCAAACCCCCUCAAUCCUCCUCUUCCUCCUCCGCCCUCCCCUCUGCUCCUCCAACCUCCCCUUCUCUCCUCCCUCUCCUUCCUCCUCUCCCUCGCGCUCAAUCCCUCCUCCUUCUCAUGUCCUCCCUCGCCUCUCGCCUCUUCGAGGUCUGCCCCCACCGCUCCCUCUGGCUUUCCUCCUUCCGCGGCUCCAUCCCUUCCUUCCUCCCUUCUUCCCCUUCCCCUCCCCUUUCUCUUCCCUCCCCUCCCUCCUCCUCCAAAGAGAUCCUCUCCCUCUUCACCUCCCUCCAGACCCAGCUCUUCGAAGCCGUCGCCGAGCUCCAGGAGAUCCUCGACCUCCAAGACUCCCGUGUCAAGCUCACCCGCGACAUCCGAUCCAAGGACUCCACCCUUCUCUCCUUCACCAACAAGAUCAAGGAGGCUGAGCAACUCCUCGAUCAUCUCCUCGACGACUACUCUGAUUAUCGCCCUAACCCUAAGCGCCCCAGAUCCGAUCAUCUUGACCUCAACGAUGUGCUCUCCUACGCCCAUCGGAUCAGCUACACCACCUUCGCCCCGCCGGAGCACGGCGCUGGCCUCCCCCAGCUCCGUGGUUCCCUUCCUCCUGCUCCGCAGGAGAACGAGUUGCGCGCCUCCAUGCUCUACCAUUUCGCUGAUCUUGACGUUGGCGUGCCGGCGAGGAAAGUGGAGUCGAAAGAGGGAGUCACCGCCGGUGAUGACUCUGGUUCUUUGGCUCUGAUAGAGCCGACGCCGCCGAGGGAGCAAGUACCGACGGUGCCCAUCCCAACGCCUAUGCUGCCGAUUGCUGUGCCACCUGGGUGGAAGAAGGGCAUGCCGGUGGAGCUCCCGAGCGAGCUGCCACCUGUGCCGCCUGGGUGGAAGCCUGGGGACCCGGUGCCAUUGCCUCCACUGGAUGGGCUUCUUGUUGGGGAUCGGGUCGAGGAACCACGGAUACCAGCAGGUUUGCCUGUGCCUCCGCUGAAGGCUCCGGAGGCCAUACAGGUCAAGUAUGUUGAGCUUGAUAUCAAUCCAGGUCAGGAUGAUUAUAGCAGUGAUUACAGCAGUGAAGUUGGGAGCUCAGAUGAGGAUGAUGAAGAAUGAACAUUCUUUUCGGUAUCAUACAAACGGUUUCAGCUGUACCCAGUUGUAAAUUUUAGGAUUAUAAAGUAGUUGUCGUAUAAUUCUAACGGUGAACGGUUAACAGUGAGAUGCUGGGAUUAAUAUCCUCACCAUAGUUUGUAUUCUGUAAUUGUAUAUAAUUAUUUCGAUCUUGCUAAGAUAAUUGAUGUUUUUAAUGCCAUCUCUGUGUAAUGCCCCAUGCAUAUCGAGUCUCGUCAUUUAAAUUAAGAUUGAUUCUGUACAAAUAGUGUCAUUUUAACCUGUAAUUUGUUAAAUAAA
Messenger RNA from Dioscorea cayenensis subsp. rotundata (Guinea yam), 1583 nucleotides. Its product is annotated as mediator of RNA polymerase II transcription subunit 4. Gene Ontology annotation, molecular function: transcription coregulator activity. The coding region runs from base 66 to 1286 and encodes 406 amino acids. The record is from RefSeq and is a predicted model, not a curated record. The transcript has 2 exons. Gene Ontology annotation, cellular component: core mediator complex; mediator complex. Gene Ontology annotation, biological process: regulation of transcription by RNA polymerase II. NCBI's taxonomy places the organism in Eukaryota, Viridiplantae, Streptophyta, Magnoliopsida, Dioscoreales, Dioscoreaceae.